UAAACAUGAUGGCCCUGUACUUUUUAAAUGCAGAUUGGAUAAAAACACAGUGAUCACAGUUCACACCUGCAGUGAAGCCCCUCCCACAACAAUUCACCAAUAAAUACUGGGAAUAUUCCCAUCAUCCUACAAGAGAAGGACAAACUCCAGGAGUAGCAGCUGAAAUCUGUGUGACUGUUAAAGAUGGAGUUUAUUAAAGAGGAGAUUGAAGACAUGAGUGAUCCAGAACCAUCCAGAAUAAAACAUGAAGAUACUGAGGAACAAACAGACCAGGUGAGAGUGAAAGAGCAAAGACAAGAACUGCAUGAAGUGGAGGAGGAACAUCGUAACUUUACAAUUCAAAGAACAAAAGCCAAAAAGACACACACCUGCACUCAGUGUGGGACGAGUUUCUCAGAGAAAGGACACCUUAACACACACAUGAGAAUUCACACUGGAGAGAAACCGUAUACAUGCACUCAGUGUGGAAAGAGUUUUACUGGUGAAUCAGGUCUCAGUGUUCAUCUGCUCAUUCACUCUGAAGAAAAGCCAUUUAACUGUGAUCAGUGUGGUAAAGAUUUUAUUUCAUCAUCAAAUCUAAAAUCACACCUGAAAGUUCAUUCAGAUGAGAAGCCUUAUGUGUGUUCUCUCUGUGGAAAGAGUUUUUCAAGGCUGGACAGUUUUAAACUGCACCAGAAAACACAUAAUGAAGUGAGAGAUUAUAUGUGCUUUGACUGUGGGAAAAGCUUUACUAGAGCUGAAUGUCUGAAACAGCACCAAAGAAUUCAUACUGGAGAAAAACCUUACAAGUGCUCAUAUUGUGACAAGAGUUUCUCUCGGUCUGGACACCUGAAAUUACACGAGCGAGUUCAUACUGGAGAGAAGCCGUACUACUGUACUCAGUGUGAGAAGAGUUUCACACACAAAGGAGCCCUUAACACACACGUGAGAAUUCACUCUGGAGAAAAACCAUUUAACUGUGAUCAGUGUGGUAAAAGGUUCAUUUCACCAUCAAAUCUAAAAAAACACCUGAUAGUUCAUUCAGAUGAGAAGCCUUAUGUGUGUUCUCUCUGUGGGAAGAGCUUUACUACAUCUUGCAAUCUGAAACGGCACCAAAGAAUUCAUACUGGAGAAAAACCUUACAAGUGCUCAUAUUGUGACAAGAGUUUCACUCAGUCUGGACACCUGAAAUUACACGAGCGAGUUCAUACUGGAGAGAAGCCGUACGACUGUACUCAGUGUGAGAAGAGUUUCACCCAAUCAAGAAGUCUAGUUACUCAUAUUAGAAAGCAUUGUUCUGUGUCACAGUGAGCAAAUGUUUUGUUAGAUUCACAUAAAGUAAAUGUGUAGUUAGUUAACUAAUAAACUAGUGUUCCUGUGAAUGCCACAAGAUUUG
Rhinichthys klamathensis goyatoka is the source of this 1375-nucleotide messenger RNA. RefSeq names its product gastrula zinc finger protein XlCGF52.1-like. Bases 184 to 1290 code for a protein of 368 amino acids. Gene Ontology annotation, biological process: regulation of DNA-templated transcription. NCBI's taxonomy places the organism in Eukaryota, Metazoa, Chordata, Actinopteri, Cypriniformes, Leuciscidae. The transcript has 2 exons. Gene Ontology annotation, molecular function: RNA polymerase II cis-regulatory region sequence-specific DNA binding; DNA-binding transcription factor activity, RNA polymerase II-specific. The record is from RefSeq and is a predicted model, not a curated record.